AUGGAGACGGGUAGUGGUAAGACACAGAUCGCUAUCCUUCGGAUACAAGCAGAGCUCGAACGAUGUCCUGAGGGCAAGAUGGUCUGGUUUCUUGCUCCUACUGUGGCUCUAGCUACCCAGCAACAUGCAUUCAUAUCCGAUCAAUUGCCUGCAUUUCAAACAACGCUACUUUCUGGAGCAGACGGUGUUGAACACUGGAGCACACAAGCGAUCUGGGAUUCGAUCCUCUUGAAUAUACGCAUCGUUGUUUCGACCCCUCAGGUUCUGUUAGAUGCACGAUCAAGAGGAUUCGUCCAGUUUUCUCGUAUAGCUCUCCUCAUAUUUGACGAGGCUCACCAUUGUGCUUCUUCGCACCCAAUGAACGAUAUCAUGCAGAAGUUCUAUCAUCCGUUUAGGGAGUCUGGAGAUGCCUGCGAGCUUCCUAAUAUAAUGGCACUCACUGCGAGUCCAAUCAUGAAAUCGGAGCUUCAAAAGAACUUAAAUGCAGUAGUCAGAAGCCCGACUAUCCACCGAGAAGAGUUAUUACAAUAUGUUCAUCAACCAGAACUGGUGACAGUCCCGUAUCGAAAAGACCAGUUACUUUAUUCGCAACUGCUCCAAAGUCUUGGGAAGCUAGUCGCCGAGGCUUUCGACAACAUUGAAAACGACCCUGAAAUACAAAGAUUACGAAAUGCAGACGACCCGAAAAGCAUUGAUAAGUUAUCAGAUCUACUACUUUCACGAAAAACACCUUGUCAGAAAGAACUAAAUCGUUUCUUGCGCAGUUCUAUUGCCAUUCAUGAUGAGCUUGGCCCUUGGGCAGCUGAUUUGUUCAUAAGAGCAUGCAUCGAAAGAUUCUAUUCCGGUGUCCCUGAUGGACCUGGAAGUCACAUUCUGGUCGACUGGGAGAGUGAUGAAAAGAGAUAUGUUGCGAAUUUGUUGCCUCGAAUAGACCUUACUGAGGCGAGGCAAUGGUUGAGUGUCCCUGAUAUACUUUCAGAGAAAGCUAAUCUUCUAGUUCAAACAUUGGCCAGGGAAUUCGCUCCCGGGUUUCGUGUCAUCAUAUUCGCCAAAGAACGAAAUCAAGUUGUGAUGCUCACGCAUCUCCUCUCCGUUCAUCCUCUGAUGGACAAGAUUGUCCCUGGAUAUUUCGUAGGGAACAGCGGUUAUGCUUCUCGCAAAUCCAAACUUUCUGAAUUCUUUCAUAUCCGAGACCAGAAGAAUGCCAUCGAUGACCUCAGAACAGGCAAGAAGAACGCUCUUGUCGCUACCACGGUGCUCGAGGAAGGGAUAGACAUCUCUGCGUGCAACCUCGUUAUUUGUUAUGAUAGCCCAAGCGACCUAAAAGGUUUCGUUCAGAGGCGAGGCCGAGCUCGGAUGCGUGGCUCUAAAUUCAUAAUGUUCCUGGAAAAAGAUGAUCGAAAUGCACAAAAGAGAUGGGCAAUGAUGGGAGAAGCAAUGAAGAAGCUAUAUUCCGACAAUAAGAAUCGGAUAGAGGAGAUCCAAAACAGGGAGAGGAUCGAGGAACAAGGCGAUGAAGCAUUCACUGUUCCUUCAACGGGUGCACGCUUGGACUAUGACAACGCGCGUCCAUAUCUUGAGCACUUUUGCUCUACCGUAUCCUACUCGUACGCGGAUAAUCGACCUGAAUUCAUCAUGAAUAAUUACUUUGGAGAUGAUGGCUUGGUAAAGGCGACGGUGGUCCUCCCCGGAUUUCUUGAUCCCAGUCUUCGAGAGAUCAGCGGUAAAAGAUUAUGGAUGACUGAAAAAAAUGCCAAGCGAGAGGCAGCUUUUCAAGCCUAUCUUCUACUUUACCAAGCCGGUCUCGUCAACGAUAACCUGAUGCCAAAACACUGUGAGAGACGGUCAGACACAGCCAGACCAGGUGACAGUCGACCAAGCACUGUCCAAUGUCAAUCAUGUAUAAAUCCCUGGAUAGAUAUUGGAAGACUAUGGACAGCGCCGGUGUCUCCAGCUAUAUUCGAGACGGAAGUAAACUUCUCACCCAUGGAGUUUGGAGUGCCCUCCCUAUUGAUACUUACGCCAAUCCGCCUCCCCGUUGUGCCCCCUUUCAAGCUGUACUGGAAUCAAGACAUGACUCUGACCGUGACUUUGAAGUCGAGACAUUCCAGUUUUCCAUCAGAAUUGAUUGGGCACGCUGUCGAUACUACAUACCAACUGCUACACUCUGCUUUCCCUGCUCGUGUUGAUGACAGUCGUACUGACUUCCCGGCUCUAUUUGUGCCGAAUCUCUCUGCACUGGCCCAUUCAAUCGGGCCAUGGCUUACUUCUGUCAAGGGUAUGUUAAGUGCCGAAGACAUACGGAUAUCUGACCCGGAUGACUUUAAGGGAUUAGGGAUUGCGAGAGACAAUGGAAGAUAUGGGCGCCCUUUUAUCAUCGAGGAAGUGUUGUGGAAGGCCCCUACCAUCUGUGGGGAGGAUGGCCCCAAAGAUGGACAAAUCAGUGGCGAUAGUGAAGAACAACCACAGAUGCACAUUCAAGGUACUGUCUUACCGAAACGCACUGAUUUCCUUCAUCCGGUUGCUAGCAACAAGGAGGCACCCAUCCACCAUACAUCCAAACAUUGUGCGCUAGCUCGAGCUUGCUCGGUUGAUCGUCUACCUGUUGCAUACGCGAGGGCUGCACUUUUUAUACCGUCUAUUAUUCAUGAGAUUGAGGUCGCCCUUCUGGCCCAGAAAUUGUCCUGUACAUUACUGGCUUCUGUUGGGUUUGACGACUUAUCUCUGGUAAUGGCUGCGAUCUGUGCAUCGGCUGCAAGAGAACAAAUAGACUAUCAGCGUCUGGAGUUCCUAGGAGAUAGUGUUCUGAAGUUCACUACUGCGGUUCAAAUAACGGCCGCAAAUCAGCUAUGGCACGAAGGCCUUUUAUCUUGUGAAAAGGAUAAGCUCGUCUCCAAUGCUCGCCUGUCAAGAGCGGCGCUCAAUACAGGGCUAAAUGAAUACAUUAUCACCAGUCCAUUUACCGGUAACAAAUGGCGUCCAAGUUACAUCACUGAUCUUAUCAAACCAGUCAUGGAAACUGAUGUCCCAAGAGAAAGGGAGCUAUCCACAAAAGUACUUGCAGACGUCGUUGAAGGACUCAUUGGAGCAGCAUUUAUUGACGGUGGUGUGGGAAAAGCUAUCCGAUGUCUUCGCCUGUUUCUUCCAGAUUUCGAAUGGUGGCCCUUGGAUGACAGAAUAAACCAGCUGUACGAUGCUGUUCCUGAAGAGUCUAGGGCUUUCUCUCAUCUAUCGCAAGUCGAACGAGUCAUCGGGCAUACCUUCACGAAAAGGGCACUUCUAGUCGAGGCACUGACGCAUCCCUGUAGCCGAGAUGACUAUAUGUCCUACCAAAGACUGGAAUUCUUGGGCGACUCCGUGUUGGAUCAUAUCGUUACGCGAAUGCUUUUUAGUUCCGGAGAGAUACCUCAUGCGGAAAUGCAUGUCAUGCGCACAGCAUUAGUCAACGCAGACUUCCUAGCAUUUCUCUGCUUGGACACCUCGCUAGACGAAACUCGCUGGGAGAUAACCAACCCAGAUAUGCCUGGCGAAUCCAUGAAGGAGAUAAUCCGGAAAACAUACCUGUGGCAAUUCAUGAGGCAUUCAACUUCACCAGAGAUAAAAGCAGCUCAACAGACCACAUCAGCAAGGUUUAUGGAACACCGCCAAGAGAUCUACGACGCACUGUACAGUUCAGAAACCUAUCCUUGGGCUCUCUUGUCACGGCUAGAGGCAGAUAAAUUCUUUUCCGAUCUAAUCGAGAGUCUUCUUGGAGCUAUAUUUGUUGAUUCUCACGGAUCCAUGGACGCAUGCCACCACUUUCUCGAGAAGAUAGGUCUUUUGCAAUACAUGCAACGGAUCUUGAGCGUGAAAAUAGAUCUCCUUCACCCGAAGGAACGAGUGGGCCAUGCCGCACAAUCAUCACGGGUAUCUUACAAUACCAGGAAGGAGAAUAUACCAGAUCAUGAAAAUGAGAUGGGAUACAAAUGGCUAUGUAGUGUGAGUGUGGGGGAUGAGGUCAUAGUCGAACUGACCGACGGAGUGAAUCCCAUCGAAGUUGAAACGAGAGCUGCAGCUACAGUUGUUGAUAUCCUCAGAAAUAGACGCGAUGCGGCCGUCGAGACCACACAAUGA
Paecilomyces variotii is the source of this 4113-nucleotide messenger RNA. RefSeq lists its product as hypothetical. Gene Ontology annotation, biological process: siRNA processing. Gene Ontology annotation, molecular function: RNA binding; ATP binding; ribonuclease III activity. The record is from RefSeq and is a predicted model, not a curated record. NCBI's taxonomy places the organism in Eukaryota, Fungi, Ascomycota, Eurotiomycetes, Eurotiales, Thermoascaceae. The transcript is spliced from 6 exons. Gene Ontology annotation, cellular component: RISC complex; cytoplasm; nucleus. Bases 1 to 4113 code for a protein of 1370 amino acids.